AAGAGUAAUCUAAUCAACACCAGGAAACCAGAAAAAACAGGCAAAAUUUAUCAAAAAGUGCAUUGGCAUGUGAUCAUAAAUAUUUUUUUAUUAUUAUUAUUAUCCAUUCAUUUAUUUAAAAGAUUGCUUCUGCAUAAAACUUUCUGUCUGUGUUUGUGUGGUUUGUUUUUUUUCCAUCGAAUUCUACAAUUUGAAGAAAAUAUUUAGAAUAAAAUGUCAUCAUUUUGUUCAUCACCGGAUGAUCAAUCAUCAACAUUGAAUUUAAAUUAUAAUAAUAAUAAUGAUGAUAAACGAUUAAAUAUUGAUGUACAUUCAACUAGUUCAUCAUUGGCCACAUCACCGGUCAUUGAAUGUUCGAUUGUUGAUGAUUAUCAUAGCCAAAAUCAAUCAUCAUCAUCAAUAAAUGAUAAAAAAGAACAAAAUAAUAAUAAUAAUCAUAAAAAUAACAAUAAUGAUAAUGAUAAUAAUAGUAAUAAU
Messenger RNA from Dermatophagoides pteronyssinus (European house dust mite), 477 nucleotides. RefSeq names its product Kelch like family member 18 (gene KLHL18). NCBI's taxonomy places the organism in Eukaryota, Metazoa, Arthropoda, Arachnida, Sarcoptiformes, Pyroglyphidae. Gene Ontology annotation, molecular function: protein binding. The record is from RefSeq and is a predicted model, not a curated record.